Messenger RNA from Podospora bellae-mahoneyi, 1146 nucleotides. It is a transcript of the gene HPT1, whose product is annotated as hypoxanthine-guanine phosphoribosyltransferase. The transcript is spliced from 3 exons. Gene Ontology annotation, biological process: IMP salvage; GMP salvage; XMP salvage. NCBI's taxonomy places the organism in Eukaryota, Fungi, Ascomycota, Sordariomycetes, Sordariales, Podosporaceae. Bases 517 to 1146 code for a protein of 209 amino acids. Gene Ontology annotation, cellular component: cytoplasm. Gene Ontology annotation, molecular function: hypoxanthine phosphoribosyltransferase activity. The record is from RefSeq and is a predicted model, not a curated record.
GAAAGUAUAAUCUGGAGGCCGUAAAUAUAGAGGUCCCGCUGAAACCCACCUGCCGCUUCCCGUUAGCGCAUUCUGGAACAUCGUCAUCUGGGGACCCCUGGCCUGGGCUCAAGCAACCACGAAAAAAAGGCGCGCGGGAUGGCGGACGGGGGAAAGCCGUUUUGGACGACUGCGGGGUUCCAGAAUUUUUUUGGAACAAUCCCAUUCCCUGGUGGGGUGGGGUUCAACUGAUUUUCAGAUCCAAACUUUUUUUCUUGCAUGCUUUCUGACUGAUAAUUUCUUACUUUCUCCCUCUCCCUUCUUUUGAAAACUGUGAACAUUAUCCCCCUCGUGUGAAUUCCCACGUCCCGAAAGAGAGAAGAGCAUUCGCUUAUCGGGUAUCAUCGCAGCGUCGUAAACAACCCCGCCUGAAACCGCAACUUAUAAAACCCCCCCACCAUUGCCUUCCAAGUAUCCGACGAGGACCCUCAUCAACGGUCAAACACCGACACAAAAAACCCAAGAAAACCAGUCAAGAUGGUCGAGAAGCUCUACGUCACGUACAACGAUGUACACAAACUCUGCCAAGAGUCCGCCAUCCCCAUCCUCUCCGAGUUCAAGCCCGACCUCAUGAUCGCCAUCGGCGGAGGCGGCUACGUCCCCGCCCGCAUCCUCCGCUCCUUCCUCAAGCAGCCCGGCAGCCCAAACAUCCCGAUCCAGGCCAUCGGUCUGUCCCUGUACGAGCAGCUCCCCAACGCGGCCGACCAGGUUGUCGAGCAGGUCGGCCACAAGGUCACACGCACCCAGUGGCUCGACCUCACGGCGCUGGGCUCCAUGAAGAACCUGGUCGGGAAGCGCAUCUUGAUCGUGGACGAGGUGGACGACACGAGGACCACGCUCGAGUACGCCGUCAAGGAGCUCCAGAAGGAUGUCGAGGAGGUGAGGGCCAAGCUUGGUGUGGAUGAGAAGACUGAGUUUGGAAUUUUUGUGCUUCAUAACAAGGACAAGCAAAAGCGUGGCACCCUCCCCGAGGAUGUCACCAACGGCCGCUACUGGGCCGCGAGGACGGUCGGCGACGAGUGGAUCUGCUACCCCUGGGAGGCCAUUGACAUUGACGAGCACGAUGCCAAUGCUGCUGCUGCCUUGGCCAAGAAGUCUCAGGCCUAA